This is a messenger RNA of Fraxinus pennsylvanica, 2106 nucleotides long. NCBI's taxonomy places the organism in Eukaryota, Viridiplantae, Streptophyta, Magnoliopsida, Lamiales, Oleaceae. The record is from the annotation of a GenBank genome assembly.
AUGCCUCCAACAUAUUUCCCUCUGAGAUGGGAAAGUACCGGCGACCAAUGGUGGUUUGCUUCCCCUAUUGAUUGGGCCGCCGCCAAUGGGCACUACGAUUUAGUCCGGGAACUUCUCCGCCUCGACGGCAACCACCUCAUUCAGCUGACUUCUCUGCGGCGGAUCCGCCGCCUCGAGACUGUAUGGGAUGACGAAGAACAAUUCGACGAUGUCGCCAAAUGCCGCUCGCAGGUUGCAAAAAAACUGCUUUCUGAGUGUGAAAGCAAGAAAGGGAAAAACUCUCUAAUUGGUGCCGGAUAUGGCGGGUGGCUUCUGUACACAGCCGCCUCCGCCGGAGACUCGGGUUUUGUUCAAGAAUUGCUUGAAAGAGACCCUCUUCUGGUAUUUGGAGAGGCAGAAUAUGGGGUCACUGAUAUAUUAUAUGCUGCUGCGAGGAGCAAGAAUUUGGAACUUUUUAGGAUUGUUUUCGAUUUUGCUUCCUCGCCGAGGUUUUCGACCGGCAAUGGUAGAGAAAUUGAGCAGCAAAAUGAGGAGAUUCCUUCUGGUUAUAAGUGGGAGAUGAUGAAUAGAGCCCUUCAUGCUGCUGCAAGAGGAGGAAAUCUGAAAUUAUUGAAGGAGCUUCUUGGGGAAUGCUCUGAUGAUUUAUUGGCUUAUAGAGAUAUUCAGGGAGCCACACUGUUACAUGCAGCCGCUGCUAGGGGUCAGGUUGAGCUAGUCAAAGAUCUUAUAGCAUCUUUCGAUGUUAUCAGCUCCGUCGACAAUCAGGGCAACACAGCAUUGCACGUGGCUGCUCAGAGAGGCCAAUUGGCAGUUGUUGAGGCUUUAAUUCUUGCAUCACCCUCGUCAAUUAAUUGUAAAAACAAUGCUGGAGAAACAUUUCUGCACGCGGUUGUAACUGGAUUUCAAACUCCUGGUUUUCGGAGAAUGGAUCAUCAAAUUGAGCUCAUGAAGCAAUUAGUACAUGGAAAGAUCUUCAACAUAGAAGAAAUCAUCAAUUCCCAAAAUAAUGAUUGUAGAACUGCUCUUCAUCUGGCCAUAAUGGGAAACAUACAUUCUGAUCUAGUGGAAUUACUUAUGACUGUUCGGGGAAUCAAUGUCAAUAUACGCGAUAGAGAUGGUACAACUCCACUUGAUAUUCUCAGACAACAGCCACGUUCUGCAUCAUCCGAAACUCUAACCCGACAAUUGAUUUCAGCCGGUGGGAUCUUCAGUUGUCAGGACCUUUCAGCAAGGAAAGUUAUUGCAUCCCAUGUAAAGAGGCAAAGUAUAGGAAACAGUCCCGGCACGUCUUUCAGAAUCUCGGACACGGAAAUAUUUUUGUACACAGGUGUUGGGGACGCAUCAGACGGCAGUCGCAGUGCAGGAAUGAGCACCUGCUCAAAUGAACCAAAUCAACACGAGUCGAGAAUCAGGAACCAGAAUACUGGAAAAAUUAAUAAGCCGGUAUCCGUAAAUUAUGCUGGAGAACGGCUGAAACGCCUCCUCCAUUGGCCAAAGAUGAAAAGCAGAACUAAGGAGAGGCUCAAGAAAUUGGUUGGAGUAACUUCUGUAAACAUUUCAGAUGAAGUUCCAAUCCCUCUUCGGCAAAGAUUCUCGAAGCCCUCAUCACUUGUUAACAACAAACGAGCACUAUCUGUCAGGAGUAACCAACCAAGCCCGGCAAAAAAGAAAUUAGCCUCAGGGUUAAUGCAUGGUGUUAUGCAGUCGAUACCACAUACUUCCAUUCCUCGCAAAUCACGUUCCAGUUCAUUUUCAAAAUUAUCUCUAUCUUCGCAUAGUUCACUGGAUGCACAAAGAGGCAACCCGUGGAGGCCCCUUCUAUUGGAGCACAACCGUACGAUGUAUAUGAACGUCACGAAUGUGGUGUUGGAGAUUCAAACAACAAUCCUUUUUACAUCGGAGAAGCCUUCUAAAGGACCUAUGUGGAAGAGAGUUAUUGUUGCUUACAUAGUUGUUGCAUUGUGCUACUUCCCUGUUGCUCUUAUUGGGUACUGGAUGUUCGGGAAUAAAGUUGAGGAUAACAUUCUUAUCUCAUUAGAGAAACCCGUGUGGCUAAUCGCCAUGUCUAACUUGCUUGUCGUGGUUCAUGUUAUUGGGAUCUAUUAG